Penaeus vannamei (Pacific white shrimp) is the source of this 2335-nucleotide messenger RNA. Lineage: Eukaryota; Metazoa; Arthropoda; Malacostraca; Decapoda; Penaeidae. The record is from RefSeq and is a predicted model, not a curated record.
AUGGUGGGUAUUAGGGUAUGGGGCAUGGGGUAUCAUUAUGGUGGGUAUAGGGUAUGGGCAUGGAGUAUCAUCAUGGUGGUAUUGGGGUAUGAGAGUAUCAUCAUGACGGGUAUGGGUAUGGAUUAUGAGGAACACCCGAAACUGAAGGUGCUGCGGGACAUGCGCGAGGCGGGGCGCGGGGCCUUCCUCAGCUCGCACAAGGAGGCGCUGGAUCUCGUCAGGGGCGGCAAGCACGUGUACAUCGACGACAUGCGAAUCCUCGACUACCUGAUCCAGGAGGACUUCAAGGCCCGGCGCAGCAAGGGCGAGAAGGACCAGUGCCACUUCUACGCGACGCCCCUCGACAAGGACAAGGACUUCAUCUUCUGGUAUGGCUACGCCUUCAGGAAGAACAGCGAGUACAAGGACCUCUUCGAUGGCUUCUUCCGCCGCCUCUCCUACUUCGGGAUCCUCAACUUCCUCCACGACAACGCCACAGCCAGCACGCCCGUCUGCACGCAGGACAACGGCGCCGACGACCGCUCCCUCAGGAACAACGACCUCUUCACCACCUACGUCGUCGGGCUUGUGGGCACGCUGGCGGCGAUCGUGGCCUUCGUGUGUGAGAUCAUGUGUCGACGGUCGAGGAGGAAGAACCUGCCGAACGGAAAGAACUUCUCGUCGAACGUGACCUCGCAGUUCCGGCCGAUCCCCGCCAUCACCCACACCCCGCCCAACGCCCAGCAAACGCCCGUCGUGGGCUGGAGCGACGGCGCCAAUCUCCCCCCCUUUCCCCCCAGACGCCCGCGGACGCCCUUCGAGGUCCGCUACCCCGACUACGCCAACGCCCCCAGCUCCCAGCGGGCGGGGCGCAUGUAUACGGGCGGCCGAGGCUCCCCGGGCGUGAUCCAAGGUAAAAUUAACGAGACUGACGCCGUGUGGGAUCGGAGGACCAAUCAGCUGAUCCUCAAAGACCCUUCAGGUCUGAGGAAGAGCAUGGCUGUGAUUGGGGGCGUUCCCUAUACGUUCCUUCAGUACGUAGAUCACGAGGGACCCAAAGUGCAGAAGCUGAUCUUGAGAGAUCUUGUGUAACAGGCUAAGUGUGUGUGUGUGUGUGUGUGUGUGUGUGUGUGCAAGAGAGAUAGAGAGAGAAGAGGGAGAGGAAGCAUAGAUGAGCUACUGUGUUUUUGUUCAUAUGAAGAAGCACAUAAUCUGUAAGAGCAAAAACGUGGAUAUAAACAAUGAGAUAAGAUAUAGCGUAGUGCUGCAAAGACUCACACUUCGAUUUUGGUAGCCAUGUGCAUGUUAGACUGCUUGCACAGGGCACUGAUGAAGUCAGGAGUGACAGCACCUCGUGCAGAGUGCCGUGCCGCCUUCGCUGCCAUCCCUUCACGCCGUAGUUUGCAUGUGCAUUGCAUGGCCUUGUCCCCGCCCUUGGGAGAGCCUCACUGAGCGGGUGACGUCCUUGGUCCACAGCCUAAGACCGGGUGAUGGCGUGAGGGACGACGGCUGACCACGGCUGGCCUUGGCUGACCUCACCGGAAGCCUGCUGACCCCAAGAACCAGGCUGAGGGUCCGUCCCGCUGUCGGUUGGCUUCGAACGGCGGGCUGGAACGCAACGCUCAAAUGCAGCAAAGAUUAUGUGAAGGAUAUACGAACAUUUCCAGUGCAGUGGCAUGGGUGUGAAGAUCCGCGAAAGCAACAGUAACGGCACAAGUAGAACCAUUCCGACACGUAUUUUUUAGCUGUAAAAGACUAGAUGUAGAGAAGUGCAAUGUACAAAUCCCUCUUAUCCUUUCUCCUCCUUGCCUUCUCUUUCUUCCGCUGUCUUUUUUUUUCCUUCUCUCCAUCCUUCUUCACCUCCCAACUAUGUUUAAGAAUCUUCUCCCUUGGGCAUAAUACUGUUACAAGGAGGUGACUGAAGUGCAUACAUGAAUUAUAAAAGGAGAGAUUUCAGCCCACCUACACUCUUCACUCCCGCCCUCUCUUCCCCGUAGCAAGGCAAGAUUAGUAAGGAAUCGAUAUUAAGAUACAAAUCUCUUUUUUCUCUCUUCUCUUCCAAACCCUGUCAUUAGUGAAGUUUUUAUUUAGUACAAUAGUCCAUCUUGUUCACUAAUGAAUGGCACUUGUCCCUCAACACAGCUGGAGCCCCUGUUUUAGCUCUGUUAUCAAUGACUCUAGAUUUUAAGUACUUCUAGUGUAGAACACUCGGUACAAAUAGCUGUAACAGAUCUGAGUGUACACCUUAAGACCCCAGUGUACCUGCAGAGCACCCCUCCCUCCCCCAAGUUCACCUUCGUAGCCUUGUAGCCUCGUAGUCCCUUGUGUAGAUGUUUUAUGGCAGGAAAAAUGUAAG